Cladophialophora yegresii CBS 114405 is the source of this 207-nucleotide messenger RNA. RefSeq lists its product as uncharacterized. The record is from RefSeq and is a predicted model, not a curated record. Lineage: Eukaryota; Fungi; Ascomycota; Eurotiomycetes; Chaetothyriales; Herpotrichiellaceae. The coding region runs from base 1 to 207 and encodes 68 amino acids. The transcript has a single exon.
AUGGGUGGCGGCGGCAAGGUUCCCUACCCGAAGCACGUCUGGUCCCCGGCCGGUGGAUGGUACGGCCAACCACAUAAUUGGAAAUCAAACACAAUAGUCAUGGGCGUGGUGAUUGCGGCGUGCACGGCGCUGGCGUGGAGAGUUUCUGCGGAGAGGGAAGUGCGAUACAAGAUGCCUAGGGAGGACGUGUUCUUUCCGAGUCGGUAG